Messenger RNA from Vittaforma corneae ATCC 50505, 807 nucleotides. RefSeq lists its product as uncharacterized. The record is from RefSeq and is a predicted model, not a curated record. The coding region runs from base 1 to 807 and encodes 268 amino acids. The transcript has a single exon. NCBI's taxonomy places the organism in Eukaryota, Fungi, Microsporidia, Nosematidae.
AUGGAAGGAGGAUCAAACACAACUGCCAACUCUACAGACUUUCAGGAUACUACUGUACCGCCUAGUACGGACUGUGGUUCUGGUUGCCAGGCAAUCAAUGUGAUCAAGGUUAUUCUUAAAGCCAUUUCUGGAAGUGAAGAAAUUAAUACUAUCUCAGUGAUUUCAUCAUUCAUUUUCAUCAUGACAGUUUUGAUGCUCAUCCAGCUUAUUUGCAUGUGUAUUAGUUGUGUACUUAAAAAACCAGUUCUCAUCGCACCACUUGCAAGCCAAAAGAAUCGCGUGGUUAGCUAUAUUCUUGGAUCUCUGAUUGGUCUAAUUAUGAUAUCGAAUAUGUUCAUGGUGCUGAGCUGUUCUAUCUCAUGCGGAUCCUACAAGAAAUAUGUGCAUGCUCUUAUAUACACUUCGAGUGGCAAUGUCUUUCUAUUAGCAUCAACUAUUCUUCUACUGUAUUUCUAUCCACGGAGAUACAGAGUUUCUAAUGUUAUGAGCCUUAAAGAGCGGAUAGCAUUUUGGACCCUAACUGCUGUUGAACAUCUGUCCAGUGUAACAUUGCUUUCCUUAUCGUUCAUUCCCUUGACUUCAAGCAAUUGGCUGAUGGUCGGCUUUAUUUUAGAAACUAUUCUAAGAUUUGUAUACGUUGGUUACACUGUCUGGUUUGGAACUAAGUUCUUGGCAGCAAAUGAAAAUACUUCUAAAAUUCCCAAUGGGCAUUUACCUACCGGAAAGUCAGGAAAGCGUAAUGAUGAAUCAGAUAUGAAGAUAUCACAGGGACAGGAAAUGCAGGAUUUAACUAGAGAUCAUGAAUAA